AAUAAUGAUAAAAUUAUAAUACCAAAUUGAACAGUACUGCAUAAAAAACAAAAUAAUAUAACAACUGACAGCAGAAAAAAGUCGUCGUUCUUUUUAUCCAGUCAUGCCGACCGGCUCAAGCAUAUUUGGCCCGUAUCUGAGGACUAGCAAACCAAGGAACAUGUCUAGCUCCACCCCAGAAGACUUCCGCUGCUUGAAAUCUGAAGUGUUCAAUUGUAUGAUACACAUCCUGAGCAACAAUCCGGUUGUACAACAACUAUUCGUUAAAUGGUCCGAACUAUCGUCCAAACAGCGGACAUACUUCGAUAUGGUCCUGUACAAAGUACUGCCAAAAAACAGCCUAUUCACGGCGAUUAUGAGCGCAUUUUUAUGUUGGGAUAUGGUCCAGGAUGUUGAAGGAGCUGUCGGUUAUCAAAGUGACUAUCAGCAGGACUACGCUUUCAGUCCCGAAGAGGAGGACAUGAUGUCUGAAUGUCUGGCAAUAAUUAAAUGCGCCACGAACGUUAUUAAAAUGAAGGUGCCCCUUUGCGUGGAAAUUGAGAAUUUUUCGAAAACUUCUUUAAAAAUUCACCAGCCGAAUAGUGGAGGUGAUAACAAUUUAGAUGUUUAUUAUCAGUAAUCAAUUUCUUUCAUGCGAGAGCCUCCCACUUAUUAAUUUAGUGCCAAAUGCGAAUUUAUACUUUUACACCGUCAAAUUUAUGUGAUGUGUCUAAACCAAUAAAUGUUUUACAACUUUUAA
Aethina tumida (small hive beetle) is the source of this 739-nucleotide messenger RNA. RefSeq lists its product as uncharacterized. The transcript has 2 exons. Bases 104 to 619 code for a protein of 171 amino acids. The record is from RefSeq and is a predicted model, not a curated record. Lineage: Eukaryota; Metazoa; Arthropoda; Insecta; Coleoptera; Nitidulidae.